Molecule: messenger RNA, 609 nt
Organism: Debaryomyces fabryi
Lineage: Eukaryota; Fungi; Ascomycota; Pichiomycetes; Serinales; Debaryomycetaceae
Exons: 1
Coding region: 1-609 (202 amino acids)
Source: RefSeq, a predicted model, not a curated record
AUGACCCACUGGUUUCUAUCCAUCACUCCGUGGAAAACAUUGGGCAUUUAUUCGAUAUCUGUUGCUGUUGCCUAUUUCUGGUUGGGCGUACCUGCAUUGGGUGUUGGCAUAUAUGUGGGUGGCGUUUUAUCAGUUUUUUACUAUGGCAUAACCAUUUCAAAUUGCUCUGAUCGAUUAAAGGGAAUAGCCAGAGAAAUCGUGAUCCAAGAAUUCAUUGAUAAAAGACCAUUUAGGGAAGCUGAUUAUUUGAAGAAGGAAGAAAUCUUACAAGAAAUCUUGAAUAAUGUCAAUAAAAAAGUGUAUCAUAGAAUGGGAAUCAAUUACGGUUACGAUACUACUGGAUACUUACUUUUUGCAUACGGAUCGUACAUAGCAGAAUUUGAAAAAAAAUAUUUACAACAUUAUGACAACAUAGACGUUGAAGAUAUUCAAGGUUGGGACAAGAUUAUGUUAGUAGCUAAGAACAUCCAAGACGAGGAUCAAAAUUCUAUCUAUAAAAAUACGAUCUCUUCGGAAUUGAUUAAUACUUACGGCUCAAAAAAGCCAGUUAUUGUCUCUGCUGAAACUGAUGAUCUGUUAAGCAAUAAAAAUAGCAAAAAAGAACAAUAA